GCUCUGGUCAUUAUACUAGUCAAGGCGUUCGAUUAAAUAAACAUUUAUACAACGGAAAAUAACAAAGAUAUUAUUGCAUUUUAAUAACAUUCCAAAUUAAAACCACUCUAAUUGAUAUUAUAUCGCGCCUUAAAAACAACGUCGUUGGACUAAAUAUAUUUUUCAAUGUUCGUUAUCGUUGGCAUACCGCAGGGGAGUAAUUUCGGUCCUAUAUCAUUCAUGCCGUUCUAAUCCGCCGAUGAUGGCUCUCAGCGUGAAACAAAAACAACUGAAAUAGACAAUCUAUCGCAUUCGACAGCAGUUCAAUAUUGCCAGUGAAUAAAGUUAGAUUGAUAGUGGAUUUGAAUUUGAAAUUUUUAGUGUUAUUGGUGUUAUAGAAGGGACAAUGGGGUGUCAGUUGACGAAAUUGGCUGCCUCGGAGGUGAAUCAUGAUGCUUUGGACCGACCACCUCCCGAGGCGGAUCCUAGGUCACCGCUGACCACGAAACAACAAUACUGCAUGCUGGCUUCGUGGAAAGGAGUCUUCAGGCAAAUUGAGAAGACUGGAAUUAUACUGUUUAUAAAGCUAUUCGAAGAAAACGAAGACCUUCUUCACUUGUUCGAGAAAUUUGGUGAAUUGAAGACGAAGGAAGCCUUCGCCAUAUCACCCGAGCUGGUGGAACAUGCGACCAAGGUGAUGCACACUCUGGACGAGGGAAUCAAAGGACUGGCAGACAUUGACACGUUCCUGCUAUACAUCAGACAUGUGGGGGCUACGCAUCAUCAGGUGCCUGGGUUCAAGGCGGAGAAUUUCUGGAAAGUGGAGCAGCCUUUCCUUGAAGCGGCGAAGACGACAUUAGGCGACCGAUACACCCCAAACAUAGAGAACAUAUACAAACUCACCAUCAGGUUUAUACUGGAGAACUUGGUGAAAGGAUACGAAGACGCAGGCCAGAAAAACGGAGACAGACAGACUUGACAGAAUAUAUUUGAAUUCGUGAUGGCCGUUCUAAAUGUCAUUAUAUUGUAAGCAUUUUGGUAAACUCAGGCUGCUUAAAUGUAGGCUAUCAAUAACCAAAAUAAAAGUCUAUAAUCAGAUAUAAAAAUACUCCGGUAAUAGCCUUUUUUUUUGGUUAUUUGGUUAACGUUUUUCAAUUUGUGUAUUCGACUGCGUUAUAUUUAUCCUGCAAGAUGUUUUGACCAAAAUGACCAACUCACAACUUGUUCGAAUCACGCUUGACAGUUUUUUUGUGGAAUACGUUGACCAUAAAAGGAUUACACAAUUUAUAUUAUUAUUUCCCGCAAGAAGGAUUUUGGCGGCCUGAGUAGACUAAAAACCAUAAGUAUACUAAGCGAGCAUACGUAAUUUAUAAUUUGAUAAGAAUUAUGUUAGGU
This is a messenger RNA of Amyelois transitella, 1374 nucleotides long. RefSeq names its product neuroglobin. Gene Ontology annotation, molecular function: heme binding; oxygen binding. The record is from RefSeq and is a predicted model, not a curated record. The transcript has 3 exons. NCBI's taxonomy places the organism in Eukaryota, Metazoa, Arthropoda, Insecta, Lepidoptera, Pyralidae. Bases 386 to 958 code for a protein of 190 amino acids.